This is a messenger RNA of Pipistrellus nathusii (Nathusius's pipistrelle), 1773 nucleotides long. The record is from the annotation of a GenBank genome assembly. NCBI's taxonomy places the organism in Eukaryota, Metazoa, Chordata, Mammalia, Chiroptera, Vespertilionidae.
AUGAGGAGGAGGAGGAGGAUGAUCUCCAGAUACACUCGGAAGGCGGUGCCACAGAGCGUGGAGCUGAAAGAAAUAACAAAAUAUGCUCUUGAUCAUCAUCCCCUUCCAGAGCAGCUGGAUGGAAUUUCUUCCACCAGUGACAGCCAGGAAAAAGAUGCAAGUUCCCAAAGUGAGUCUGACAUCACACAAGAAUCACCUUUUACAUCAACUGACACUGGGGAUUCAAGGUCUGCUUUUCCAAGUUAUACAGGCACAGGGAUCUCUACUGAAGGCAGCUCAGACUUCUCCUGGGGAUAUGGUAAACUUGAUCAAAAUGCCACUGAAAAAGUCCAGGCAAUGUUUAUAGCCAUUGACGAGCUCUUGUAUGAGCAGAAGUUGAGCAUACACACUAUGAGUCUGCAAGAAGAGUGCCAACAGUGGACAUGUAGUUUUCCUCACCUCAGGAUUUUGGGUAAGCAGAUAAUCCCUCCAAGUGAAGGUUAUGAACUGUACCCUAGAUCUCCUUCUGCUAUUUCAGCUUCACAUGAGGCAACAUUGUCUCAAGAAAGAGAUUCUACUAUAUUUGGUAUUAGGGGAAAGAAGUUACAUUUCUCAACUUCUUAUGUUCAUAAACCAUCUUCCAUUGCCAAAUCCCCUAGCUUGUGUUCUAUGGAAAAAGAAGAGGAAGACUGUGUAAUUCUCUCUGAAGGAGUAAUAGAGGAAUACUUAGCAUUUGACCACACGGAUAUGGAAGAGAGGUUUCAUGGAAAGAAAUCAGAAGCAGCUACAGAGAAACAGAAAUCAGGGUACCCUCCCAUUGCUCCAUUUCACUGCAUGAAAGAGGAUGUCCUCGCUUAUGUGUUCGAUGAAGUGUGGAGCAAGGUCCUGAGCUGCAUGGAGCAGCUGAUACGCAGUCACUGGGAGGGAUUUGCCUCUGAUGAUGAGAGUAAUGUUGCAGUUACCAAAUCGGCUCCAGAAAGCCCCUGUGCGCUGAGUGAACUGCAACCUUUGGUCUUACCUCGAGUGCCACAGUCUAAGGUGCUGUCCAUCACCUCAAAUCCGAUGAGUCUCUGUCAAGCGACAGGUGGUCAUCAGCCAAAUGUCAAUGGUCUCUUGGUUCAUGGGAUGCCUCUGCAGCCAAGAAAUCUCUCCUUAAUGGACAAGCUCCUAGAUCUUGAUGACAAGCUACUUAUGAGGCCUGGGUCCAGUACCGUCUUUUCAACCCGAAAUUGGUCAAAUCGAGCCCUAGAGCUUUGUACAUCAUCUCUGUCGUAUACAGUGCAGUCCGCCAGGAGACGCAACCCCCCACCACGUACCCUUCACCCCAUCAGCACAAGCCGCUCACACGCCGGAACGCCAGGACCCGUGGAAGAGAUCUUCAGAAGAUCCCGAGUCCCAGUGGUGGCCAGCUACCUCUCUUCUCCCUCACCAAUGCCCCUGAGUCGAAAUAAUCUGCUGCCACCUAUUGGCACAGCUGAAGAACACAUGAGCACUGUGGGGACACAAAGGCAAACGAAAGCCCAUGGUGAUGCUAAUCGAGCUCGAAGUGCGGUGGUGAAUAAGCCUAAACAUCAGCAGCCCCAGGAGAGGCUCCUUUUGCCUGACUUUUUCUCCAGGCCCAACACAACGCAGUCGUUCUUGCCAGACACGCAGUAUCGUCAUUCACGUGCUGUUGAGUAUCCUCAUCAGGCCCGACCCGGCAGGGGAUAUGGAGGGACAGGUUCUCAAUCACACGGGUCUACAAAAACUCAAAACAGAAGUGGACCAAUCUCUAAAACCAGGCAGGGACCUUAG